AAAUACUAUCACUCCAUCUCUCUUGACCCUUAUUGCAAAUUAGAUCUUCAACAUGUAUUCAAUGGACCGCAAAGCUAUAACAAUGGAACUAUCAUUAUCAUUAUCAAACGUACUAUAACACAUUCCAAAAUAAAGAAAUAUGUUUUUCCAGUAUAUUGUCAGGGGAAAGGUUAUUUAUUGAACAUAUCUAUCAUUUAUGGUUAUCAGCAAAAGUGGAAAACGAUCAAGGAUAUUAUAUUUAAAGUGUCAUAAAUACAAAUCUAGUUACCUAUAUGCUACUCUAUUCAUUUUAAAGGUAUUCUUUUUAUUCAAGAUUAGUUUGAAUUAUUAUCAUCAUCAGGGCCGUCAUCCUCGUGGAAUUGAUAACUGCAUCAUUAUGAUAUCAUGUCUCAUCACCAUUACUAUCAUCGUCAUGCAUCAGAUAUUAUUAGUGCGAGUAUCGACUGUAGUGACAUCCAUUAUGUGGUGAUCAUCAACAUUAUUUAUUAAACCGAUAGGUAAUCAUGAUACAUCUUCCCUCAUUCCCACUAUGUACUCACUCUUUUACAUACAUACUUCUAUACUGACUCUAUCUUUCUUUUUUUUUUUUUAUUUCUUUUUA
Messenger RNA from Halteromyces radiatus, 601 nucleotides. RefSeq lists its product as uncharacterized. NCBI's taxonomy places the organism in Eukaryota, Fungi, Mucoromycota, Mucoromycetes, Mucorales, Cunninghamellaceae. The record is from RefSeq and is a predicted model, not a curated record. Bases 197 to 469 code for a protein of 90 amino acids. The transcript is spliced from 3 exons.